Messenger RNA from Lolium rigidum, 894 nucleotides. Its product is annotated as probable RNA-binding protein ARP1. NCBI's taxonomy places the organism in Eukaryota, Viridiplantae, Streptophyta, Magnoliopsida, Poales, Poaceae. The record is from RefSeq and is a predicted model, not a curated record. The coding region runs from base 1 to 894 and encodes 297 amino acids. Gene Ontology annotation, molecular function: RNA binding. The transcript is spliced from 6 exons.
AUGACGAUGCUGGGAGCGCAGCCGGCGGCGGCGGUGUUCGGCGACACGACGCUGACCAAGGUGUUCGUGGGCGGGCUGGCGUGGGAGACCCACAAGGACACCCUCCGCGAGCACUUCGACCGCUUCGGCGACAUCCUCGAGGCCGUCAUCAUCUCCGACAAGCUCACCGGCCGGUCCAAGGGAUACGGAUUCGUGACCUUCAAGGAGGCGGAGGCGGCGAAGAAGGCGUGCGAGGACGGGACCCCGGUGAUCAACGGCCGCCGCGCCAACUGCAACCUGGCCUCGCUCGGCGCCAAGCCGCGGGCCCAGGCGCCGCCGCCGCCGCACCUCCUCCGCCCCUCGCCGCCGACCACCCCGGCGCCGCACCACAUGCCCGCGCUGCCCUCCCCGCACCACCAGCCCGCGCCAGCCAUCGCGGUGGGGUCCAGGGGCGUCUCGCCGGUGCCGUGGUACUACCACCCCUCCACCACGCCGCCGCCGCCGCCGCAGGCCGCGCACUACGCCGCCCACCAGCAGUACCACGGCGUGCUCCCGUUCUACCCCGCCGCCGCCAACUACGGGUACUCGCCGAACUACGUCGCUGACAUGGGCUACAACGCGAAGCUAGGCCACGGGGCAGCGGCGCCCGGCGCCGGCGGGGCAUACAUGCAGCCGCAGGGGCACUUCUCGUACCCGGCGGCGGCGCAGGGAGGCAUGAUCGCUCACAACGGCGGCAUGAUGCCCGUCUACCCCUACUACCACUACCAGUACCACGGCUCGCAGGGCCUCGGCGUCCCGGCCGCGCACUUCUUCCCGCCGGUCUCCGCCGCCGCCAUCCCCACCGUGCCCGCUAUCAUCUCCAAGCCCCCCGUCAUGGUGCCUCCCAAAGUGGAGCAGGUGGCUGGGUGCAGCUGA